This is a messenger RNA of Anopheles coustani, 609 nucleotides long. RefSeq names its product golgin subfamily A member 6-like protein 25. Lineage: Eukaryota; Metazoa; Arthropoda; Insecta; Diptera; Culicidae. The record is from RefSeq and is a predicted model, not a curated record. The transcript is spliced from 3 exons. Bases 1 to 609 code for a protein of 202 amino acids.
AUGAUCUUUCCGCCGAUUUGGCUCGAGGUCCUAUUAGGCGGUGCAAGUUGUAUGAGGUGCUGUAAAGAUCCGGAAGAGGAGCAAGAUGUCCUGGAAGUCCUGGUAGAGCCGGAACAUUUUGUGGAACAAGAGGAAGAUCUUUUGGAAGAGGAGGAGUACAUUACGAAAGAGGCGGAAGAUCUUUUGCAAGAGGAGAAGUAUAUGGAAGAGGAGGAAGAUCUUUUGGAAGAGGGGGAGUACAUUACGGAAGAGGAAGAAGUUCUUCUGAAAAAGGAGAAGGAGAAGGUUAUGGAAGAGGAGAAUGUUAUGGAAGAGCAAGAAGAUGUUAUGGAAGAGCUAGAGAAUGAUUUAGAAGAUCAAGAGAAAGAUUUGGAAGAGGAGGAGGAUGAAGGAGGAAGAAAAACAGGGAGAGUAAUGGGCUGGGGACCUUCCCUGGAAAAUAUAGAAGAGGAAGAUGAAGCGGAGAUAUUUUUCGAAGAUCUACUAGAUGAGCUGGAUGAAAAAAAGCAUACCGAAAUCGACGCCCUACAAGAAAAACAAUCAAAGAAGGAUGAGGCCGCCUGCCAUGGAUCGGUAUUUGGCAGCGUUACUUAUUUUAUUUUUUUGUAA